AUGUCGCGGAACAACGGAAAUUCGAACGGCGAUCAAGCUGGAUUCUCGGGAGGAGGAGAAGAAGACGUGUCAGCAGUCUCGAUGUCGGAAGUUAUGCGUCAGAUGGCAAUCCAGAACAACCGUCUGAUGGCCCUACUGGAACAAGUCACCGGAGGGACACAACCGGCACAACGAAGCGCUCCUGAACACAUCAUAGAAUCUCUCUCAUCAUCAAUCAAAGAAUUCCACUUCGAUCCAGAAAACGGAUUAACAUUCGACCGCUGGUUCUCAAAAUACGAAGAUCUCUUCAGACAGGACGGCAGAAACCUGGACGACCCGGCGAAGGUGCGGCUAUUACUCCGUAGCCUCAGCGUUUCCGUUCACGAGAAAUUUUUGAAUUAUCUCCUGCCGAGCCACCCACGCGAUUAUACGUUCGAUCAAGUUGUGGAGAAGUUGAAGACAAUUUUCGGACAGCAGAAGUCUAUUUUCAGCAAGCGCUACGAUUGCCUCCAGCUAUCCAAGAAUGAAGCGGAUGAUUUCGUCACCUAUGCUGGUAUCGUCAACCGGCAGUGCGAAGAAUUCGAACUACAGAAAUUGUCAGUCAACCAAUUCAAGAGCCUUGUUUUCAUCUGCGGACUGAAAUCUGCGAAGGACACGGACGUGAGGACCCGACUUCUAUCAAAGCUCGAGUCUGAUACAGCCGAUACCAACAUCGAAGGAUUAGUGACCGAAUGCCAACGUCUGUCAAACUUGAAGCAUGAUACGGCGUUGGUCGAGAAGAAGCAUUCAUCUUCAGCGGUUCAAGCGGUUCGUCAGUUCAAGAAGCAAGGCCAGAAGCAGUCCAAGGCGACAAUACAAGACAGUACCAGUAAACUUCCUCCAUCCCCGUGUUGGCAGUGUGGAGCCAUGCACUUUGUGAAAGAUUGCCAGUUCUCAAAACAUAUAUGCAAGCAGUGUGGAAGAAUGGGCCAUAAGGAAGGAUACUGCAACUGUUCAUCAAAAGCUUCAGCAUCAACGUCCACUGUCGACAAGAAGUUCAGCAAAAAGGAUAAGAAACUCCAAAUGAAGACAAUCCAAUCUGUGAAGCACAUUCGGAGCCGAAGGCGUUACGUGACGGUCAUCUUCAACGGCAUCGAAGCAGAGUUGCAGCUUGACUGUGGCUCGGAUAUCACGUUGAUCUCACAAGAAACCUGGGAGAAAAUUGGCAAGCCUGCUAUCAAAUCCACUCGAAUGGAAGCGACUACAGCGUCUGGAGAACCUCUGGAACUUCUUGGAGAAUUCGCAACGACUGUUAGCAUCAGCGAUGUUUCUCUGAAGCAGCAUUGUUACAUCACUUCAGUCGAAGGUCUCAACGUGAUCGGUCUGGAUUGGAUGGACGCAUUUGAUCUGUGGUCAAAACCGCUCGCUGCCCAUUGCAAAAGGGUGAAUUUGACGAAGUUUCCCCGCGACGAUCAGCACUUCGUUACACGGUUUCCGGAAGUAUUCCAGGACGGAUUGGGUCACUGCACGAAAACGAAGAUCAGUCUAACCCUGAGACCAGAUGUGCAGCCAAUUUUCCGGCCAAAGCGACCAGUACCAUUCCAUGCCACUCAAAAAGUCGAAGAGGAACUGGACAGACUUCAAAGCUUGAACAUCAUAACACCCAUCGAUUUUUCGGAUUGGGCAGCCCCGAUCGUUGUCGUCAAGAAGCCUGGCGGAAAGGUCCGUAUAUGCGCCGAUUAUUCCACCGGACUCAAUGAGGCACUAGAAGCAAACCACUACCCUCUACCAACUCCAGAAGACAUUUUCACCAAACUCGCAGGCAAGCGUGUUUUCAGUAUUAUUGAUCUUUCCGACGCCUACCUACAAGUGGAGGUUGAUGAUGUUUCUAAGAAGCUCCUGACAAUCAACACCCAUCGUGGAUUGUACAGAUUCAACCGGUUGGCACCUGGAGUAAAAUCAGCACCUGGCGCUUUCCAGCAGCUCAUGGCGAUGAUGAUAGCAGAUUUGGAAGGAGUUGACGCUUUUCUGGAUGACUUCAUCGUUCACAGCGAAGACGAAGAAAGCCACUAUAGAAUCCUCACUGCACUCUUCAAGCGACUUCGUGAAUACGGUUUCCGUUUGCGUCUGGAGAAAUGCAAGUUCAACCAGGAGGAGAUCAAGUAUCUGGGACUCAUUGUCAAUGAAAAUGGAAUCCGACCCGAUCCAACGAAGAUUGAAGCGAUAGUCCACAUGCCAGCUCCAACCAACGUCAGCACAUUGCGGUCAUUCCUUGGCGCCGUGAACUUUUAUGGCAAAUUUGUACGAGAGAUGCACCAACUUCGCCAUCCUCUGGACAAUCUUUUGAAGAAGGACGCCAAAUUCAUCUGGAGCAAGGAGUGCCAACAAGCGUUUGCGGACAUCAAACGGAUUCUACAAUCAAACCUGCUUCUCACCCACUACAAUCCGGAUUUGGACAUCAUCGUUGCUGGUGACGCGUGCAAGACGGGCAUUGGUGCAGUCCUGAUGCAUCGUUUCCCCGACGGAUCCAUCAAAGCGGUUUCACAUGCAUCCAAAUCGCUCAAUCAAACUGAGCAGAACUACAGUCAGAUUGAGAAGGAAGCACUUGCGUUGGUUUUCGCCUGCACAAAAUUCCAUCGCAUGCUUUGGGGUCGACGAUUCACGCUGCAAACAGAUCACCAACCGUUGUUGAAGAUUUUCGGAUCCAAGAAGGGAAUUCCAGUUCAUACCGCCAAUCGACUUCAGCGAUGGGCACUCACGCUAUUGGGUUACGACUUUGGUAUCGAGUACGUCUCAACACAAAACUUUGGGUACGCUGACGUUUUAUCACGCCUCAUCAACAACCACGAGAAGCCUGAGGAGGAAGCGGUUAUUGCUAUGGUCCAUAUCGAAGCUGAUGUCACUUCUGGUCUGCAAGAUACGCUAUCAAAUCUUCCUGUCACAUCCGAGGCGAUCCGAGAUGCUACAUCAAAAGAUCCAGUGUUGCAAAAGGUUCGCGCUGAAGCUAUCUGUGAAGCUGAAGUUAAACCAUUCUACACUCACCGAGAAUCGUAUUCCAUGGUUGGCGACUGCGUGAUGAUGAUGGAUCGAGUGGCGGAACGGUUUGUAGAUACCCUCAAGCGCUCCUUGAAGAAAAUUAUUGGGGGAGGAGAAACGUCGACUUCAACUGCUCUUCAAACGUUCCUGCACAUCUACAGAUCAACACCAUCCGCCGUUCUGGAUGGAGAAUCACCCGAUGAAAGAAUGCUCGGACGUUCUAUGAGGACUACUCUGGAUCUCCUACGACCUACUUCCCAGUCUGUCGGUCUGAAACCGAAGCUCAACCGUGAAUUCGAAGCUGGAUCGUUUGUGUACGCCAAAGUGUAUUCAAGCAACGAUCUCUGUAAGUGGAUGCCAGGUGUUGUCCUCGAAAGGAUCGGAAACGUGAAUUACAAUAUCCUCUUGGAUCAUCAAAUCGGCCGGCGGAAAGUACUCCGAUCUCAUAUUGACCAGUUAAAGAAUCGUUCCAACGAUGAACCUGUAGUUUCAAAGGAACCAAUGCCGUUGAGUAUUCUCAUGCAAGAUUUUGGUCUCCAGCGACAAGCAGUUCCAGAACAACAUUACCGUAUGUUAAUUGGUGAAAAUCCUGCAUGUGCCGUCCCUGUUCAACAAGCAACCGAAACUGUACAGCAACAAGAACUUCCUGGUCCAAUUCAGCAUGCAGAGGAUAGCAACAGCGAUGCCGAUGAAGAGCCUGAUGAAACACUUCUAGCGGAUUUUCAAGAAAGGCCAUGUUCAACACCAAGGCAGCAACAGGUAGAGUCAGGUCAACGCCCAUUGCGAACGGUGCGGCCACCAAGGAGGUUCGAGCAGUACAUCCGUUAUUAA
Aedes albopictus (Asian tiger mosquito) is the source of this 3825-nucleotide messenger RNA. RefSeq lists its product as uncharacterized. The transcript is spliced from 2 exons. The coding region runs from base 1 to 3825 and encodes 1274 amino acids. Gene Ontology annotation, molecular function: nucleic acid binding. Lineage: Eukaryota; Metazoa; Arthropoda; Insecta; Diptera; Culicidae. The record is from RefSeq and is a predicted model, not a curated record.